This is a messenger RNA of Epinephelus fuscoguttatus (brown-marbled grouper), 1583 nucleotides long. RefSeq lists its product as uncharacterized. Bases 114 to 629 code for a protein of 171 amino acids. The record is from RefSeq and is a predicted model, not a curated record. Lineage: Eukaryota; Metazoa; Chordata; Actinopteri; Perciformes; Serranidae. The transcript has 4 exons.
CAGAAAGAGACGGGGCUUCAGUCUCACCUGCACCUGCCAGAAAACACACUGAGGACACUCGUCACAGACAGAAACACUGAUCGACAGACAGACUGACAGACAGAUCGACAGAGAUGGGUGACUGGUUGGCAAGAAAAAUAGGAGACAUGGUGGAGGACAAGGUGAGGGGCGCUCUGGGUAUGGAAGAAAAGGACGAGGACAAGGAGAAAGGGUUAUUCUCAAAGGUCUUCGGCAGAGACGACGAUGAAGACGACAAGAAAGGGAAGAGGGACAAAGACGACAAAGAGGAAGGGUUCUUCUCGAGGAUCUUUGACAGAGACAAUGAUGACGACAAGUGGAGACAGAUGCAGAAGGACAAAGACGACGAAGACAAAGGGUUCUUCUCAAAGGUCUUUGACAGAGACCAUGACGAUGAUGAUGACGAUGACAAGUGGAAAGAGAAGAAAAGCGGGUUUGCGGGUCUCUUCAGAGAACAGGGGGGACCAGGUGCUGCCGGAGGGGUCCCGGGAGAAAAUGUUGGAGGAGGUGAAGACGGUGGAGGAGUCAAAGGACAAAGUGUGGCAGUAAAUGAUGGAGAUUUGUUCAAUGACCUGAUGAACGUGGCUGAAGAAACGUGUAACGGGGACUAAACCACAUCCUGACCUCCAAGACAAAUGAAGAUUUCACCAAAGACUCUAAAAAUCUGUUUCAUUACAUUUAAUGCUCGUUACUCAGCUUCAACAUGCUGGCUUCACAAAGUCAGAGGCUGCAGUGACGUCUUCUGCCUGUUAGUUUACCCUGAAGUUCCAUUCACUCUGUACGCAGCGCAAAAUAUCUUCUGUUAAAAUACACUGCAUUUGCUUGUCAAUGCCUUAAAGGGAUAGUUCAACAUUCAUUCAUUCAUUUUCCCUAAGCUCUUAUCCUGUUGAGGGUCGGGGGGGUGGAUCCUAUCCCAGCUGACACUGGGUGAGAGGCAGGGUUCACUGGAUUUAUGACGGGGUCACCUUAGCUUUGCAUAAAGUGUAGGAACAGUCAGUCCAAAGUGAAUGAAUACAGCUACCAACACCCCCGAAGCUCACUGAUGAACAUCUUUGUUUAUCAGGACACGUACUUCAUCUCCUAAAGCUAAGCUAACCUCGUCAUGACUCCAGUUCUGUCCUUUAUAUUUACUUUCCUAACUUCACAAAAUGUUGAACUAUCCCUCAACUUAUAUCUAAAGUUGUGUGAGUUGAUCGUAGUGAGCGUACACUGACAGCUCAGCAUGCUACAUCACCCUCAAUAUUUCUUGAUUGAUUAACUUAACUGAUUUGUAUCAUGGGCAAAAACCUAAAACUGAAAACUGCCAGUAACUUGAUUUCUACAGGUUUUCCAUGUUGAUAUUAGAUGUUUAAAGUUCACAUGCUUUUUAAGCACACAUGAGGUUUACUUUGCCAAAUUUCGAGAUACUAAUGUAAAAUUUUGAAGUAAUGGGUUAAAAUUUUUUCAGGGACACUUUUGUUUCUAGUAAAUUACAUUAAAUGAAGUGAUUUAAUCAGAUCAACAAGUAAAUUUGAUGUAUAUUUUAAUUGUGGUAAUAAAUAAUGAAUAGUUUAUGUCAAAACGCA